Molecule: messenger RNA, 357 nt
Organism: Encephalitozoon romaleae SJ-2008
Lineage: Eukaryota; Fungi; Microsporidia; Unikaryonidae
Product: CCAAT binding transcription factor subunit A
Exons: 1
Coding region: 1-357 (118 amino acids)
Biological process (GO): regulation of transcription by RNA polymerase II
Cellular component (GO): CCAAT-binding factor complex
Molecular function (GO): protein heterodimerization activity; RNA polymerase II cis-regulatory region sequence-specific DNA binding; DNA-binding transcription activator activity, RNA polymerase II-specific
Source: RefSeq, a predicted model, not a curated record
AUGGAUGAAUUUUCGGAAGGACUAAGGCCUACAGACAGGUCUCUUCCAAUAGCCAAUAUAUCAAAGAUCAUGAAAAAACCUAUUCCUAAAGAGGCAAAGGUUGCAAAGGAUGCAAAAGAGAUAAUGCAAAAAUCAGCAGGAGAAUUCAUAGCUAUAAUAACAUGCCGGGCGAAGGAGAUAUGCGAGUCAGAGGCCCGAAAAACUGUUACUGGGGAGGAUUUGAUAAGAGCAAUGGAUGAGCUAGACAUGCCAUACUAUGCUGAGCUUGCAAGAAAGUAUUAUAUUCAGUAUAGAGAGCUUGCCAAAAACGAGAGGGUCAGGAAAUAUUCGAGAGGCUUUGACUAUGGUAAGCAGUAA